Salvia miltiorrhiza (redroot sage) is the source of this 459-nucleotide messenger RNA. RefSeq lists its product as uncharacterized. The record is from RefSeq and is a predicted model, not a curated record. Bases 1 to 459 code for a protein of 152 amino acids. NCBI's taxonomy places the organism in Eukaryota, Viridiplantae, Streptophyta, Magnoliopsida, Lamiales, Lamiaceae. The transcript is spliced from 2 exons.
AUGCCCCAGUAUGCCAAGUUCCUUAGGGACGUUGUCUCGCGCAAGAAAAAGUUGGGGGAUUUCGAGACUGUCAACCUCAACGAGGAGUGUAGUGCAAUUCUACAAAGAAAGCUGCAUGCGAAGAUCAAGGAUUCGAGCAGUUUCACCUUAUCAUGCAUUAUUGGAGGCCAGCAGUUUGGAAGGGCGCUCUGUGAUUUGGGAGCGAGCAUCAAUCUUAUGCAUCUCUCUAUUUUUCAGCGACUGGCCAUUGGGGAGAUGAAGCCUACAUCUAUGGUGUUGCAGAUGGUAGAUAGGUUGGUUACCUACCCACAUGGAGUUGUGGAGGACGUGCUUGUAAGGACCCAGCUGAGCAGAAAUCUCAGGGAAGAGACAUGGCCGGCAAGUGUGGAGCAGAGCGUGGUUGAUCGCAACAUUGCUUGUACCAACCUCCUUGAGGAAAUUAUUUUUCUGUCGAGCUAA